Molecule: messenger RNA, 855 nt
Organism: Monoraphidium neglectum
Lineage: Eukaryota; Viridiplantae; Chlorophyta; Chlorophyceae; Sphaeropleales; Selenastraceae
Exons: 2
Coding region: 1-855 (284 amino acids)
Source: RefSeq, a predicted model, not a curated record
AUGGUGCUCCCGCGGUUCCGCCCUCGCCCCCACUCGCUGCUGCUGGCGCUCUUCAUGGCGCUCGCCACGGCGCCGCCGUCUGCGGCGGUCCCGGUCAACCUCUUUUUUGAGGGCCGGCCGAAUCAGGUCGCCCAGCCGUGGGCAGUCACAUACUCUUGGGGGCGCCCCACCAAGGGGGUGUGGCCGGUCAACCUGGUCUACACAGCCACCGACGGCGGCACCGCGGUGUACACGGCCCAGGUCACCCGCGAGUCGAGGGUGAUCGCCGGCCGCCUGGAGGGGGUGCUGACCGUCCAGCGGCGCGCCCCUGAGGACAGCGGCGGCGACGGGUACACCCUCGUGGCGAAGCCCCCUAUCGUCGAGCUCUGGCAGGCGGCGGGGCCGCUGGGCGCGGUGCAGAAGUCCGCGUCCGCCCCCUGCAAGUUCGACGGCGGCGCGGCGACCGCCAGGCUGGAGCAGCCCGGGCUGACCGCUCGCUGCACCUACAGCUUCCCUCCGCCCUUCAACUUUGACCCGGAGCAGCGCGCCGAGCUGCGCGUCGGGUCGAUCGCGUUUGACCAGUUCGGGCCCCCAAACGGCUUCUCGGGGUUUGCGCCAUACCCCAUAGAUCCCUACGGCCCCCAGCCGUCCCCGGGCCGCUGCGCAGAGGUGACAGACACCAUGUUUUUUUCAAACGCCGGCGGCAGGGCGACGCCUUACAACCUGAACAACGUCCAGAUCGUCCCGCUCGACGGCAGCCCCCAAAAGGCGCCCGCGGCGCCGGGCAUGGGGCAGCAGGUGUGCGGCACGACCGUUUUCAGGUACUCUGCGAGGUUCCCGCCGGUGACGUGCGGGCCAGUGGCGUUCCCGGCUUAG